Harpia harpyja (harpy eagle) is the source of this 1667-nucleotide messenger RNA. RefSeq names its product staphylococcal nuclease and tudor domain containing 1 (gene SND1). The transcript has 11 exons. Gene Ontology annotation, biological process: mRNA catabolic process. The record is from RefSeq and is a predicted model, not a curated record. Gene Ontology annotation, cellular component: cytosol; nucleus. NCBI's taxonomy places the organism in Eukaryota, Metazoa, Chordata, Aves, Accipitriformes, Accipitridae. The coding region runs from base 99 to 1667 and encodes 522 amino acids. Gene Ontology annotation, molecular function: nuclease activity; RNA binding.
CCUCCCGCCGCCGCCCCGCCCCUCGGCUCCCUUCCGCGCUCGCACCGGGCCCCGUCCGCUCCCUCCGCGAUCGCCCCGUUCGCCGCCCCCGCCCCGCCAUGGCCUCCGCGGCCCCCCCCGGGCAGGGCGGCUCCGCGCCGCCCCUCGCCGUCCAGCGCGGCAUCGUCAAGAUGGUGCUGUCGGGCUGUGCCAUCAUCGUCCGCGGGCAGCCCCGAGGCGGGCCGCCCCCCGAGCGCCAGAUCAACCUCAGCAACAUCCGCGCCGGGAACCUCGCCCGCCGUGCCGCCGCGGGCCAGCCGGAUGCCAAGGAUACCCCGGACGAGCCCUGGGGGUUCCCGGCUCGCGAGUUCCUGCGGAAGAAGCUGAUCGGGAAGGAGGUCUGCUUUACCGUGGAGUACAAGACCCCGCAGGGCCGGGAGUACGGGAUGGUGUACCUGGGCAAAGACACGAGCGGCGAGAACAUUGCCGAGUCCCUCGUGGCCGAAGGGCUGGCUUCCCGCCGGGAAGGGAUCCGAGCCAACAACCCCGAGCAGAGCAGGCUGGCGGAGCUGGAGGAGCAGGCCAAGAGCGCCAAGAAGGGGAUGUGGAGUGAGGGGACGGGCUCUCACACCAUCCGGGAUCUCAAGUACACAAUCGAAAACCCCCGGCACUUCGUCGACUCCAUGCACCAGAAGCCAGUCAACGCCAUCAUAGAGCAUGUCCGGGACGGCAGCGUGGUGAGAGCCCUCCUCCUCCCCGAUUACUACCUGGUCACCGUCAUGCUCUCGGGGAUCAAGUGCCCCACGUUCAAGCGGGAGGCGGAUGCCCCCGAAGUCCCCGAGCCGUUUGCGGCCGAAGCGAAGUUCUUCACGGAGUCGCGGCUGCUGCAGAGGGACGUGCAGAUCGUCCUGGAGAGCUGCCACAACCAGAACAUCCUGGGCACCAUCCUGCACCCGAACGGGAACAUCACCGAGCUUUUGCUGAAGGAGGGCUUUGCCCGUUGCGUGGACUGGUCCAUCGCCGUCUACACCCGUGGCGCCGACAAGCUGCGUGCGGCCGAGAGGUUCGCCAAAGAGCGCAAGUUGAGGAUCUGGAGGGACUACGUGGCCCCCACGGCAAACCUGGAUCAGAAGGACAAGCAGUUUGUAGCCAAGGUGAUGCAGGUGCUGAACGCGGACGCCAUCGUGGUGAAGCUGAACUCUGGGGACCACAAAACCAUUCACCUGUCCAGCAUCCGACCCCCCCGGCUGGAGGGGGACAGCACGCAGGUGACCGUGGGGACGUGUGGCAGGGAGGUGACUGUGGGGAACAUAACGUAUUCAGAUGAAGAUGCAUCUCCCCUUGCUGCCCAGGUGCUGGGUUUGCAGGUGCGGCGCCAGCGCCGGCUGGAGCCCCUCGCCGGGACGGCCGGAGACCCUCACCGGGACGGCUCCCUUGGUUCGGGGCAGCACCUCCGCAGCAGGGUGCAGCACGGCUCCUUCCCGCUGUGCAGUGUCAAAAGCCGAAUGUUCCUGGCAAUCCUUCCCCAGGCCAUGUCCUGCCACCACCGUGGGAUUAGCAGCUCGCCGGGCUGGAGGCUGAGCCGUACCGCUGUGCUCACCGCGGCUGGUGCUGCCCUCGCCUCCGGUGAAAUUGCCUGGUCCUUGUUUGGCCGGGCUGGAGCCAGAGCUGGUUUCUGCCGUGUUUAA